AUGCAAAUUUUUUACCAUCUCAUCGGAAUGGUCAAAAUUAUGAGAAGAACCCGCAUCUCUGUCGAAUAUUAUUUGUUGAGUAUAUUGAUUAUUCUAUUCAUUGUUGUACCAUCAAAAUGGAAAGUGUAUGGAGUGAGGAAAAAUCAGUUGAAUGCAUUUGAAUUAAUUUCUGAAAAGCAACCAAGGCUAAUUCUCAAGGGUCCAAACAUUUACAUUAACAAUUUUUCUCUGCAUAGUAAGCGAAAAAUUAAAGAAAGAAAAAAUGGAAAAGGUGCAAAAAGUGUGGGAACGAGAAAAAAGAGGAAACAACGAAGAAAACCAAAUGAAGUGUAUUCUCAAAAUUUUCAUUUUCUUAAUUCUAACAUAAGGUGGAAUUCUAGAGGAAAGGUCCAAAACAAUGGAAUGGGGAAGAAGUAUGUCACGGAAUGUAGUUUCAAGAAAAAUCGACUAUGUCAAACAGAGUUAUGGCAUGAAAAAAAGGACUAUAGCGGGACCACAGGGCGGAGAGAAUCUUCUCUGUGUGGAUCUUCAACCGGGUGUGGAUCUCCAACAGGGUGUGGAUCUUCAACCGGAUGUGGAUCUUCAACCGGAUGUGGAUCUCCAACCGGAUACACUACUACUCCCACUGAAAAUUUUCAAGAGAUGCAGAGAACAGGGGAGGAAUCUUUACCUGAAGGUAUAGAGAAAAUCUUAUAUCUUGUUAGCCCUAGAGGAUUUUGUAAGGGUGUGAGCAGAGCCAUCGAAACGGUGGAAGAAUGUUUGAGUAUGUUUAAACCACCAAUAUAUGUAAAGCACAAAAUUGUUCAUAAUGACAUUGUGUGUAAAGAAUUGGAGAAUAAAGGUGCGAUUUUUAUCGAAGAUUUGGAUCAAGUACCAGAUGGGAGUAUAUUAAUUUAUUCAGCCCAUGGUAUAAGUCCACAAAUUCGAGAAAUUGCAAAAAAGAAAAACUUAAUUGAAAUUGAUGCAACAUGUCCCCUAGUCAGUAAAGUGCACGUAUAUGUUAAUAUGAAAGCAAAAGAAGGUUAUAAAAUUAUAUUAAUUGGUUAUAAGGAUCAUGUAGAAGUAGUUGGUACAUUUAAUGAAGCACCUAACUGUACAUACAUAGUUGAAAAUAUAAAUGAUGUUCAUAAAUUAUCAUUUUCUGAAAAUGAUAAAUUAUUUUAUGUAACUCAAACAACAUUAAGUAUGGAUGAUUGUUCAUUAAUCGUGAAGGAAUUAAAAAAUAAAUAUCCACAUAUUCAAACCAUACCUAGUGGUUCUAUAUGCUAUGCAACAACUAAUAGACAAAAAGCACUCAAUCAAAUUUGUGAAAAAUGUGAUUUGACAAUUGUUAUUGGUAGCCAGUCAUCAUCAAAUGCCAAAAAAUUAGUCUAUUCUUCUCAGAUAAGGAACACUCCAGCUAUAUUGGUUAACACUAUAAAUGAUUUUGAUUUCUCCAUCCUACACAAUGUUAAAAAAAUAGUUUUAACUUCCGCUGCAUCUACCCCUGAACAAUUGACACAGAAGUUUGUCCAUGUACUCACGAACUAUCCAUUCUUUUAUAAAUUACACAUUUGGGAUUCUAUUCAGGAAAUUGUACCCAAGUGGAAAUUACCAAAAAAUUUGUUAUCACUCAUUGAAGAUAGGAAACGUCAGACCCAAGAAGGAGGAAGAUCGCUAGAAGAAUAG
This is a messenger RNA of Plasmodium gonderi, 1668 nucleotides long. Its product is annotated as 4-hydroxy-3-methylbut-2-enyl diphosphate reductase. The transcript has a single exon. Gene Ontology annotation, molecular function: metal ion binding; 4-hydroxy-3-methylbut-2-enyl diphosphate reductase activity. Lineage: Eukaryota; Apicomplexa; Aconoidasida; Haemosporida; Plasmodiidae. The coding region runs from base 1 to 1668 and encodes 555 amino acids. Gene Ontology annotation, biological process: dimethylallyl diphosphate biosynthetic process; isopentenyl diphosphate biosynthetic process, methylerythritol phosphate pathway. The record is from RefSeq and is a predicted model, not a curated record.